GCCAGCGUGGUUACGCCAUCACGACCGGCGGUGGCACAUGCGCAAUAGCGAGACGCUGGAGCGCUGCGUGGGUGGCUGCCGAGUCUCUUCCGGUCUAGGGUCUUAUCCUGGCACUGAGGGCGCCGGACUGGCGCUUUUGGCCGGCUUGGCAUUGGGUGGGCGGCUUCUUGGGACCCACAUGAGCCAGUGGCAUCAUCCCCGCAGUGGCUGGGGUCGGGGACGCGACUUUUCAGGACGCUCCUCAGCCAAGAAGAAGGGCGGAAACCACAUCCCGGAAAGGUGGAAAGACUAUCUCCCAGUUGGACAGCGGAUGCCUGGGACUCGUUUCAUUGCUUUCAAAGUUCCCUUGCAAAAGAGUUUUGAAAAGAAACUUGCUCCGGAAGAAUGCUUUUCCCCUUUGGAUCUUUUUAACAAAAUCCGAGAACAAAAUGAAGAACUUGGACUGAUUAUUGAUUUAACAUAUACUCAACGCUAUUAUAAACCGGAGGAUUUGCCAGAAUCUGUUCUUUACUUAAAAAUAUUUACAGUUGGACAUCAAGUGCCUGAUGACGAGACUAUUUGUAAAUUCAAACACGCUGUUAAUGGGUUUUUGAAAGAAAAUAAAGAUAAUGACAAACUUAUUGGUGUCCACUGUACUCAUGGUUUAAACAGGACUGGCUACCUUAUUUGCAGAUAUUUGAUUGAUGUAGAAGGCAUGAGGCCAGAUGAUGCAAUUGAAUUAUUCAAUAGGUGCCGGGGACAUUGCUUAGAAAGACAAAACUACAUUGAAGACCUUCAGAAUGGUCCUAUCAGAAAGAAUUGGAAUUCCAGUGUACCCAGGUCAAGUUUUGAAGACUCAGCACAUCUCAUGCAACCAGUCCACACCAUGAAUAAGCCUGUUAAACGAGGACCUAGGUAUAAUCUACAUCAGAUCCAGGGUCACUCAACUCCUCGACAUUUCCACACCCAGACCCAAAAUUUGCAUCAAUCAGUCAGAAAAUUUUCACAGAAUCCACAUGUUUACCAGAGAGGCCAUCUCCCUCCUCCUGGUCCUCCUGGAGAGGACUGUUCACGCAGGAGGUACUCUUGGAAUGUGAAGCCCAGUGCCAGUCUGGCAGCCCAGGAUAGAAGAAGGUGGUAUCCUGACAAUUACUCUGGACUCUCCUAUCCAGCCUAUUGGGAAUGGACCCAGUGAUACAAACCUGUCCUGGAAUUCUACCUAGAGACCAGAGCUGGCCUGAAUAUUACUGGUGUGACUUUAAUUAGUUCAGGUCUAAUCAGGUUUCUUUAGUGUUCCCUUAUGUGUUCAAGCUUAAGGAAAAAUUGCAUUGCUGUUUACCUCUUUGCUGAUAAAUUUGCAAUAAUUACAGCAUUGCAGGAAAAAAAAAAAAUCUAUUAUUCCAGUCUUAAAUUUUUUCUAAAGGAAGACAAUAUUUUAGAACUAAAGCGUUAAGAACUUCCCUUGCAAAUUAUUUUUUAAAAUUCUAUCUUGUUUUUCUGUGUAUUUCUUUCUGACUAGACUUGUGAUAUGCGUGUGUUUAUGUACAGAAAUUUUUAGUGUUUUUGGUAUGUUCUGUUAUUGACCCAAAGGCCAUCUUUAUUUUCUAUAACUGUUCAAAAUUUAUAUUAAAAUCUACUUAGGAGAUAAUUUCUUUAGAACCUA
Cercocebus atys (sooty mangabey) is the source of this 1642-nucleotide messenger RNA. It is a transcript of the gene DUSP11, whose product is annotated as dual specificity phosphatase 11 (RNA/RNP complex 1-interacting). Bases 38 to 1174 code for a protein of 378 amino acids. The record is from RefSeq and is a predicted model, not a curated record. Gene Ontology annotation, biological process: protein dephosphorylation. The transcript has 9 exons. NCBI's taxonomy places the organism in Eukaryota, Metazoa, Chordata, Mammalia, Primates, Cercopithecidae. Gene Ontology annotation, molecular function: protein tyrosine/serine/threonine phosphatase activity; polynucleotide 5'-phosphatase activity.